UGUAGCCUCUUGGAGACACAAGUGACUGCAAAGCCUGGAAUCUGAAGUAACGAUCUGCUGAUGGAACCCCAGCAGGUUACCUGCAGUGGAUCGCAUCUCCCUGUGACACCUUUGCAUCCAAAAACCGGUCGGACAGGUCCGACAGCUGCAGAAUUUCUCGGCCCAAUUCCGAUUCGGGGCGUGGGACUGACUCGAGAAAUCUACCCAGGGAGAGAGAGAGAGAGAUAGGGAAGUGCUUCUGCUCCGCUCCAGCGGUCUUUCCGGAUCCGUCCCCACUGCGGCGAGUGGGAAGUUGAUUUGAGGCACGGGAGAAGCCCAGGAGACGUGUGCGUGCGGUGAAAAUUCAGGGAGAUGUGUGGGAAGCUGCCUUCCUUCGUGGAGAUCGUCGUGGCUCUCCACCAGGUCGCAGGCGCUUUCUUUGAUACUGGUCUGCUGAUGAUAGCUCAACAGCGUUGCAACACCACAGCAGCCGGAAGCAAGCAAAAAUGCAUCUCCCAGUUUUACAUGUACAACAACCUUCUGCUAGGAAUUACCCCCCUGCUCUUCACCUUCACCCUGGCCAAACUGGGAGAUCAGAAAUCCAGAAAGAUCACCAUCGGUGUGCCCCUCCUGGGCUACCUGAUCUCCAGGUCUCUGCUGCUCUGCGUGACCCUGUUCCAUCUGGCCUUGGAGGUGAUACUCUGCACUGCACUGGUCAAUGGCCUGAGCGGGGGUUUCACUUCUUUCUGGACCGGAGUCAUGGCCCUGGCCUCAGACACUUCCCCUGCGGAGGACAGGUCUGUCAGGUUUAUUAGAAUCGAGCUGACCUAUGGCCUGGCAGGGUUGAUUGGAAGCAUCGCGUCUGGACACAUCUUCGUUCACUUCACCCUUUCCCAUUACCAGGGGGCGGUACUGGCAGGCUGUAGCUGCGCCCUUUAUAUGUUGAGCUUCCUUUACUGCAUCCUGGGGUUGAAAGUGCCAUCCAGACAAACGCAAACUGCAUCUGCAGGGAGCGAGCAGGUCGGAAGCAAGACACCUCUUGAAAGUGACAGGCUGCUGGAUCAGGCUAGGCGAGGCCACGUCUCUGAAACCGCUGCUGCGGUCGAGGUUAAGCAACAAAACACAAUCACGAAAGGAAGUCCAACUGAAGCAUCCGGGCUACUGGAUAGAACUGCGAGAGCUCAAGACGAACCUGGUGGCUGCACACCAGUGAAUAUCACAGUUAUUUUGCUGUUUACAGGUGGGGUUUUAUACGAUCUAAGCGUGACAGGUGGAGUGGAUGUAAUUCCCAUGUUUGUACUGAAAGAGCCAUUGAAUUGGAAUGCUGUCUGGGUUGGCUAUGGCAAUGCAGCAGGAUACACCAUCUUCCUGACCAGCUACCUAGGAGUCAAAGUUCUUUCCCGAUAUUUGAAGGACACUUCCUUGAUAGUGAUUGGAAUAGUAUCAUUUUCCACUGGGAUGCUGAUCAUGGCCUUUGUGAAGUGGACUUAUCUAUUUUUUAUUGCUCGAGCAGUGAUGAUGUUUGCCCUUAUUCCUCUCCCAACGAUACGGUCAGUGAUUUCAAAGCAGAUAAAAGACACUUCAUAUGGGAAAGUGUUUGGCGUGCUUCAGAUUCUCCUAACAUUGACUGGAGUCAUUGCCUCAACAAUCUUCGUUCAGAUUUACAUAUCGACAAAAGACUGGUACCCAAGCCUCUGUUUCAGCUUGUCUUCAAUCAUCAGUUGCUUAAGUAUCAUUCCCAUAAUCCUUGUGGAACGCAGAUUAUCUGAACCAUCCAGAUACUCCAGAAUUCCAGAAGACUAAUGCGAAACCAAGAGCUAAAACAGAUGGACAGCUCUAAACUAAUCAAAGAAUUACUGGCUGCUUUCCCAAAACAUCUGUGUGUCUUGUCAGGAAGUCUCACUUACUUCCAAUUACAACCCUAAUUUCAAUUCACACCAACAUCCAUUAUCCCACUCAACUGACAUCUCCAAGAUCGUAGAAGGAAUCAUCUUCACUGUUAUUGAUCUUUCAAACUAAUUUCCAGGCAGUCUACAAUACUGGUAUUACGUUGAACAAAACAUCACAUUAGCCUACAACCUGACACUUUUUGACAUGAUUGCAUUCACAUCAUCCCCUUCUGCUGUUCGGCACCUCAUUUGGAUUGUUCAUAAGUGGUUAUAAUCUCAUUACACUCUGGUUCCCACACCCAAAUAGAUUUCUCUUAAGGAUAUAUUCAGAGUGCUCUCAGCAAUGAAAGAUGGUGUGAAAACAGUCAGCCUUUUGUUUUUCUAAAGUUUUAAAUUUCAACCAGGUGAGCUUACAUGCCAUUUCUUAGUGACCAUCAUUAUUACUUGCACCUUUCGUAGCACUAUCCUCCUCUGUUACCAAACAUUACUAGUACUUAGACAAUGUUUGUUCCAAACUUUUACCAGUCACCAGCUAAAAAUUCAGACAUACAAAUGACCACUUCAAAUAUCCCUCAAUUUAAUUAAAUCCCACUUAUCCAUUACCACCAUACUUGAAAAAGGCAUUCUUAAUCAACUCUGUUGUCAAGACAGCUCCAAUCCCAACUCAAAGCAGGCCAACUUUAGGUGUUAAACCACAUUGGAAACUCCUCCACAUUAGAUUUUAACAUGGAGGAGUUAAUAUUUACGAAAUUAGGAACAGAUAGGAAUUGUCCAUUAAGCAUCUAUUACAAUUCAAUCAUGGCUGAACUGUAUAGGGCAAUAAGACUGAAAAGUUUUCAGGAAUGAUAUGCCUGCAUUAUAGCGGGUGAAGGUCAAUCUACUUUGUCAAUUUUGGAGCAGGGCCACAUUGAAUGUGAAGAGAAUGAUGCAUAUGUAACAUUCUGCCAGGGUGGUUGAAUUAUUGCACAGAAAUUCAAAAGCCUGAAUUAAUGACAUGAUGAAAGUUCAAGUGACACUACUGCAUGUGAGGGAAAUUAAACCCAUUCAUUUAAAUCUAGAGCUAGUAUCAGGUAUGGUGACUAAAAAUGUUGGAUUACUAUACAAACCCAUCUAAAUGCUUCAGGGAAGAAAAUCUACAUUUAACCAGUCAGGCUAGGUAUCAUUCCAGACCUACAGCAGUGGAAGUCAAAUCUCAGCUGCAUUCUGAAAUAACCUAGCAAGGGAUUAAUUUCAAGGGCAAUUAAAGUCCUUACCAAUAAAUCUUCCAUAAGCAAAUAAGAAGUCACAUUUCAAAUCCUUGUGAAUUAAAAAUCAGAAAACAGUACCAUGCUGCUUUUAAAUACAUUAAAUUUUAUUAGUCAAAGUAUUUAAAAUCAAUUGAGGUAAAAGAGAUGCAAUAUCAAAAUUAUACAAUCCAUACAAUUUAACCUUGAUCACUUAAAUGAAGUUUAUACAGCACACAUUUUCGCACAAAUCCCAUUGCUAACCAAUGUACACUGAGGAUCAAAUGACCUAUGAUGCAAUAUAGGCAAAUUGUGCACUUAGCCAAGCCUGCAUAUGUGUUAAAAGCUUUUUAUUGCAGAUGAACAUACACCACAGCCACACAUCAAGAGUGAAUGAUCUGCAGAGAUUUCAAAUUUACAUUAAAACUAAAUUACCAAUUACAAAAAGGUGGCAGUAUUUUGCAACUUUGAAUUGCCAAUUUUUAAAAAGGAACAUUUAGAAAAAUUUCCAAAAGCAUAAUAUUGUAUUUGACAUUUGCAGAUAUAGAAAAUGUUCUUUCUGCGAUCAUUACCUCCUCAGUGGAAAUAAAGCCUACUUUAGAAAUAUAAAUCACUAAUUUCUACUGGUCACUGCAAAAAGUUUUGCCAAAUCUUCAAUGUUUCCUUUAAUUAUUUCAACUAAAUUUUUCCUCAACUAAUAUACUGCUGCUUUGUGCUGAGAGCAGCCAAACUGAAUAUGCAUUAAGCAAGCACAAGUGAAAAAGAUAGUCAUCAGCCAGUAGCAACUCAAACAAAAGAGGAGCAAUCCGACUGGUCAGUUGGACCAUUCAACAGGAUCCUGGCAGAUCUGAUCUUUGGCUUUAACUGCACUUUGAGAGAUUUCCAUAGACUGGAACUCUUCCUACAUUUUAAAUCAACUUGAAAAUGCACAGUGAUCUAGCAUCCACAACCCUCUAAAAAGGUCAUGAAUUCCUAACAAAAUUGAAGAAAAUUUCUCCUCUUAGUGGCCAACCCCUAAUCCUGAGACUACGUCUUUCUCUGCCACCCACCACUCCCACCCCCCCCCCCCCCCCCAAAUUCCAGACUCCAACAGCAUUGACCCUUUUGGCAACUCAAUUUUGUGUUUUCAAUGAGAUUUAUUAUUUACCCAAGUUCGAGAUUUAGGCCCUUCUGCUUAAUCUUUCCUUAUAAAAAUAACCCUCAUUUAUUGAACUUUCACUGCAUCACCUCCAGACUAAAUAGAGGAAAAUUCCAAUAACCAGCUUCCUGGGGAUGUUAGUGGUACCAGAUUAGCACAUUUCCAGACAAUUGGCUGUUACUCAUAACAUUUUUGUUUCACUUUUUUUCUGAAAAACAUGUUAUACAGUAGUAUAACAAUUCCAGUGAGUGGGAAACUGCUCCAGUGAGUUUAAACAGGAUCACAGGAAAAAGAACCCAGCAAAUUUCUGGUUGCAAGCUUCAACUACUCCAGGCCCUCCACACCUCGUGUUCCUGAUCCCAACUCCACACCUGGCCUACACUUCCAGUUAUACACAGCUGACCUUGCUAGUACACCAAUAACAAGUCCACAAGUAACAUGAACUUAGCACGUUAAUGAGUGAACCAGAUGCUGAAACAUCAAAAAAAUGGAUCAUUGCCCUCCCUUAAAUAAGCAGACCAAAACUAUAUGCAGUGCUCUUGAUAGGACCUCAAAGCCCUGUACAGUUGUAGCUAAACUUACUUGUAUUCUGUGCUCCUUGCAAUAAAGGUCAACAUUUCAUUUGCCUUCCUAAUUUGAUGUACCUGCAUGCUAAGUCUCAUGCUAUUUCAAUUAAAUUUUGCUUUUCUAUUCUGCCAAAGUCAAAGACCUCAUUUCCCCACAUUGCAUUCAUCUUCCAUUUUAAUGACUCAGUUAAUAGCUUUGCACUCCACCUUCAACUUUCCUACCCAUCUUUGUAUUAAGUUUACACUGCUCGAGUUUUUAAUGUACCUGACAGACAGCAGAGUCCUUGGCACUGAUCUGCAAGGCAUCCUACUAAUAGUAAUUUUGAAAAUUACCCAUUUAUUCAUAUCCUUUGUUCAUGUUAUCACCAUCAACUGACUUAUCACCAUGCACACUGACUUUAUAUGGAAAAACAAAAAAUGCACUUUGGAAAUACUGCAAUACUGUAUCCACAAGCUUCCUUAAUCUACCCUGCCGGCUUUAAUAAAUCUGUUAAACACCAUUUCCUCAUCAUAACACCAGGGUUGAAAAGUGGGGAUGCAUCAUUUACAUGAACAGUUCCAUGUUAAGGAUGUUACAAAUGGCCUUAUUAUUAUGGUUUAGUUGACAUGUGUGCAGUGUCAGGCACCAUUCUGGAAACUUGAACACAAAAAACAUCUAGGCCAGUUUCCCCCAACCUUGGUAAGUUGGGCACACUCAGCAACAAAAAAAAAUUCCCAAAUCCACAAAGUCUUAGAGGUUCACAAAAAAACUUGGCACAUUAGUUACCCCCAGCACUUUUGCCUGCAUUCUCAAGGACAGCCUCAACUUCCUAAAAGCAGUAACCCACAGUUUACAAAUGCAAACAAGCAAGGCAAUUUAAAGUUGGGGACCACUGAUCUAGGUUAAUGGACUUUACUUUCAGUUAUCAAAUUGGUACCUCUUCCUCCAGGUGCUCUGGUUUCCUCCCACAUUCAAAAGACCUGUGUGGGCAUGCUAUGUUGGUGCCAGAAGCCAACAUAACAUGCCCACAACUUCCUAACACAUACGUGCUGUCCCCAGAACACUCUACACAAAAGAUGCAUUUCACUGUUUCGAUGUACAUGUGACUAGUAAGGAUAUUUUAAAGUAGUAUUGGGAGUUAUCUUUGGUUUUCUGGCCAAGGUAGAACAUUCCUCCAUCAAAUUUACUAAAAAUAGAUAUGUUCAACUGUCUGUAGAAGCUGGUUAUGCUGCAUUGUCUACACUGCAGAUGUAUUUCAUGAUCUGCAAAGCUCUUUGGGUCAUAAAGUUAUGAAUGCUGCCAUAGAAACAAGUCUUUCCUGCUUAACAAUGUGGAAGUUCAAAGUCCAGAAUCUAUUUAUGAAUGAACAAUUAACUAUUUGAGAUACCUUUCCAAAAAUCUACUAUAAAUUUGACUAGCUCUGUUGAAUUUUGAUAGCAACCUAUCUGCACAAAAUAGAAAGGAUGCAACCAGAAUUUUUCCAGUUCAACAAAAUUCUGCUUGAAAACUUAGAAUGGGAUAAAGUCAGAUACCUUGCACUAAACCAAGUACCUUAAACUCCAAUAUCAAAACAGCAAUAUUUGGUUCCUCCAAAGUAGUUUUGUGCCUCUUAAACUAGUCUCAAUUCCAUUCCUCUGGUCAGCUCAACUUCCUCACAUUUGCUGGAUUCCAGGUUAACAAGCAAAAUAUUCAACUACAACUUUUGGAACUUCCAAGUUUAAAGAAAGAUUGGUUCUAGUAAUCAAAGCAAGUUUUAUUGGAACUUAGAUACAUGAGAAUUUAGGAAAAACUUGUUAGGGAACUGACUUCACAUCUAUGUGAGAUAGCCACCCCACAGCCAAAAAAGGAAAAUCACUGCAGGCAUCCACCACCUUAUUCACUGGGGAGGUAUGGCUUGCCAAAGCUCCAAAACAAAAAAAGUGCUUGGACUUUCACAAGUUUCCAGAUUAUAUUGAUAGUUUAGUAAAGACAUGAGACUGCAGAUGCUGGAAUCUGGAGCAACAAUCUGGAGGAACUCAGGUCAUACAGCAGCCAUAGAAGGAAAGGAAUUGUCGAUGUUUGCAUGGUUUCAACCCAAAAUGUCAACAAUUCCUUUCCUCCCACAGAAGCUGCAUGACCCACUGAGUUCCUCCAGCAGAUUGUUUGUUGCUCUGACAGCUUAGUGUUACUGCUACUUUUCUACACACUUCAAUACUCUCAUUCACCAAUCAUUUUUUUUAAACAUGGAGGAUAAGAUAGCUUUAUUUCAUCAUGAAGUAUACUGAUGAGACUUUAGAUGGUGCUAAACAUUACCCAAAAAUCACACAAUUGUAUCUGCCAGACAGCAAGAAACAGACUUAUUGUCCACUGCUUACAUAGACAUUUUGCCAAACAGACUCAACCUAGUUACCCAAAAAUAAAUUUGAU
Molecule: messenger RNA, 7181 nt
Organism: Pristis pectinata (smalltooth sawfish)
Lineage: Eukaryota; Metazoa; Chordata; Chondrichthyes; Rhinopristiformes; Pristidae
Product: thymic stromal cotransporter homolog
Exons: 4
Coding region: 352-1782 (476 amino acids)
Biological process (GO): transmembrane transport
Cellular component (GO): membrane
Molecular function (GO): transmembrane transporter activity
Source: RefSeq, a predicted model, not a curated record